This is a messenger RNA of Sesamum indicum (sesame), 1519 nucleotides long. RefSeq lists its product as uncharacterized. The record is from RefSeq and is a predicted model, not a curated record. NCBI's taxonomy places the organism in Eukaryota, Viridiplantae, Streptophyta, Magnoliopsida, Lamiales, Pedaliaceae.
UUGCAUUACCCAUACUCCCUACUCUCUUUCGCUUUUCCCUCCUGGAAUUUAAUUCGCACAUACAGGUCUGUACGAGAAUAUGGCAACCAUUGAAGUGUUAUCAUCAUGUCUUGUUCCGACAGCAUCCAAUGAAAUUUCCAUGUCCAAGUUGGAGCUAACUCCAUGGGAUUUGCAAUUCCUUCUGCUUGAACCUAUUCAGAAAGGGAUUCUCUUUCACAGCCCUAAAUCCCAAGAUUUCCAGACCAUCAUUCAUCACCUGAAAACCUCACUCUCUCGCACACUAGACUUCUUCCCUCCACUGGCAGGCCGUCUGGGCACCAUUCGGAAUGAUGACAACACGACGUGUUUCUUGGUCGACUGCAAUAAUGCAGGAGUUGAGUUUACUCAUGCAGUUGCCGGUGGUGUAUCCGUGUCCGACAUCGUGGGGCCGGCGUACAUACCUCAAAUAGUCUCUUCUUUGUUCCCACUCAAGGGAGUCUCUAAUUGCGAAGGGGUUUCUAAGCCUUUGAUGGGGGUGCAAGUUACUGAGCUCGUCGAUGGCGUCUUCAUAGCCUGCACAGCAAAUCAUGCUGUAAUAGAUGGGACUUCGUUCUGGCAUUUCUUCAACUCUUGGUCCGAGAUAUCCCGAGGUUUGGAGACGAUCUCGAAAACCCCCGUCUUUGAACGUUGGUUUCCUGCCAAUAUUUCCAAGGAUAAUCGCCUCAUUCCUCUUCCUCCAAUGGAUCAAAGUCUCUUGCAUAGCUUUGUUCCACCUCCAUCACUCGAGAGGGUUUUCCAAUUCAGCAGAGAAAGUGUGGUUAUGCUCAAAGCCAAGGCCAAUUCAGAAGCAGGCACUGAUAAAAUCUCCUCUUUCCAAGCACUCAUAGCUCAUUUAUGGCGAAACGUUACACGUCGCCGAAACCAACUAAGGAUUGAGAAGGCAAACAACCAAGAAGUUGAACUGCUGUUGUUAGUUGGUACAAGAUCAAGAAUCCCUUUGCCGGAUGCGUAUUUCGGGAACGCAGUUUACGUUGUUAAAACUGUAGCUAAUGAGGGUGAGCUCUUGGAGAAUGGACUGGGCUACGCAGCGCUGAAGGUCAAUGAACUGGUUGCUCAGCAAAGCAGUGAAGCAGCAAUUGCUCUUGCGGAAGAAUGGGUGAAAAAUCCCAUAAUUUUCAACAAGCGACCACAUGUUAUUACUUUCGCUGUCACUAGUUCGCCUCGGCACGAUGUUUACAGCACCGACUUUGGGUGGGGAAAACCGAUUGCUGUAAGAAGCGGAAAGGGGCAAAAAAUUGAUGGAAAGAUGACGCUUUACCCGGCGGCGGAACCCGGCGGCAUUGACGUUGAAGUUUGCUUAGCACCGGCAACGUUGCAGGCGAUGGAGCAGGAUGCAGAGUUCAUGGAAGCUGUCACAAUUUGAAUUGGAAAUGCCCAUAGAUUAGCCAUUUAAUUAGAUACUUUGUUCCCUUAGUUAUGUACUAUUGUGGCCAAAAAGAAGUUACACCAAGGCUUUGGGCGUUUGUUGGAUUGGAUUUGA